Rosa chinensis is the source of this 1788-nucleotide messenger RNA. RefSeq names its product L-type lectin-domain containing receptor kinase IX.1. Bases 1 to 1788 code for a protein of 595 amino acids. The transcript has a single exon. NCBI's taxonomy places the organism in Eukaryota, Viridiplantae, Streptophyta, Magnoliopsida, Rosales, Rosaceae. The record is from RefSeq and is a predicted model, not a curated record. Gene Ontology annotation, molecular function: ATP binding; protein kinase activity; carbohydrate binding. Gene Ontology annotation, cellular component: plasma membrane. Gene Ontology annotation, biological process: protein phosphorylation.
AUGUAUGCCGAGCCUUUGCAUCUAUGGAACAGUAACAGUACUACUGGGCCACUCGCCGACUUCAGUACUCAUUUCACUUUCAUGGUCGACACUGAUAAUAGCGAAGUCUUCAGUGAUGGAGUUGCCUUUUUCCUAUCUCCCGUGGGCUAUCAGUUUCCGCCAGACUUUUCAGUUGGUGGUCUAGGACUCUUCAACACCCAUGCCAGUACUCUUAAUGCUUCCCAAAGCCAAGUUGUAAGCGUGGAGUUUGAUACUUGGUCGAACAACGAAUGGGAUCCACCAGGACCUCAUAUUGGGAUCAAUAUCAAAGAUGUCGCUUCAGUUGUUUACGCCGAUUGGAAUGUUAGCAUCAUCUCGGGGAAGCUUGGUAAUGCAUGGAUAACUUAUAGCGCUACUGCCAACAACCUUACUGUGUUUUGGACGUUCACUGAGAAAUUUGACCCUGCGUCUUUGGGGAAUGCUUCUUCUAUCACUUACCAUGUUGACUUGCGAAAGGUUCUUCCCGAAUGGGUUACAAUCGGUUUUUCUGCUUCAAGUGGAGAAUUCUCUGAGCGGCAUGUCAUAAGUUCAUGGGAAUUCAAUUCAACUUUGGUUGAUAACGAUAUUACAAGGGGCAAAAUCAAGCAGAAGAAGAAGAAGAAGAAGAAGACAUUCUUGAUAUUGGUCAUUGCAAUUCUUGGCUUCACUCUGAUGCUUGGUGUCGUCGUAUGUUGGUUAGUGGUAUCAAGGAAGAGGAGAAACAAUAACUCCCAGGAUGUGUCCACUGUAAAUACAGAUCUUGAGAGAGUGACCUUGCCAAAACGAUUUGGUUACAAGGAAUUAGUUGCUGCUACGGACAACUUUGCAAGCGAUAGAAGGCUAGGCCAAGGAGGAUCCGGACAGGUAUAUAAAGGACUCCUACAAGAUCUUGGAGGUUGCACAGUUGCUGUGAAGAGACUCUUUGCAGAAUCUAAUCAGCAAUAUGAGAAGGUCUUCAUUAAUGAAGUCAGAAUCAUAAGCCGCGUAAUCCAUCGAAACCUGGUGCAGUUCAUUGGAUGGUGUCAUGAGCAGGGUGAAUGCUUACUUGUUUAUGCAUACAUGCCUAACACCAGCCUUGACACCCACCUAUUUGGCACCAGAACAACCCUUCAAUGGGAUAACAGGUACAAGAUAGCUUUAGGCUUAGUCUCAGCCCUUCAUUAUCUACAUGAGGAGGCAGAGCAAUGUGUCCUUCAUAGGGAUAUCAAAUCAGCCAACGUAAUGUUGGAUAACGACUUCAGCACUAAGCUUGGUGAUUUUGGCAUUGCUAAGCUCGUGGAUCCCCGGUUCAGGACUCAGACAAGAGGAGUAGUAGGGACUUUUGGAUACAUGGCCCCAGAAUAUGCUAAUGAAGGAAAGGCUAGUAAGGAAUCUGACAUGUUUAGUUUUGGAGUUGUAGCCUUGGAAAUUGCAUGUGGAAGGAAGACAUACCAACAUGGAGAAUAUCACUUGCCACUUUUUAGUUGGGUUUUCCAGUUACACCUUGCAGGAAAUCUUCUUGAUGCAGCUGAUGAAAGAUUAGAAAUGAAUUAUAAUGAAAAUGAAAUGAAAUGCCUGUUGAUUGUUGGACUAUGGUGUACUCACCGCAACAACAAGAAAAGACCAAAAGCAGGGCAAGUAAUGAAGGUUCUUCAGCUUGAAGCACCAUUACCAGAACUUCCAAGGGACAUGCAUGAUCAUUCAGUACAACCUGAACAUCAACUACAAACUCAGGCUGCUUCCUCUCAGAUAUCCUUAACUUCUUCUAGCCUUGUUACUGUGGGUCGUUAA